CUCUCUCUCUCUCUCUCUCGAAAUUUAGAGAGAGAAGUCUGUGGAGUCUGGAGUGGAGUUUUCUCGCUCUCCAGCUCAACCCAACGAGGCCAACACUCCUACAUGUAAGUUUUCUCUCUCUCCUCACCUUUACCGUUGCUGUUUUUACUUCUGAAACCGAGUCUGGAUGGAGCAGUGGAAAGCCCCGCUGUUUUGAAUGGGGAUGAUCUCCUCAAAUUUUUUUUGGAACUGUUCUCUUCGUUUUUGCACUCUUCGUCUUCACAUUGUUUGUCUUCCAUGUGUUGUAGUGAAGGAAUUGAAGAUUAAUUUGUUCUUCGCCAACAAAAUGUUCAACAAUCACAUGAAUAGAAUGAUAGAUAGAACCAGGGAAUUUCAUUCCCUAUUUAACUUUCUAGGGCACGUUUUUGUGUUUGUGUGCAAGUAGAAGCAUUUGAUCGCUACUUUCUCAAAUGUACUUUGCUCCUGUUUUGAGUCCUUUUGCUUUGUUAAAAUGCUAGCUUGAACUCCUCAAUCUGUUUCCCCCGAGAACUUCCGAUCACGGAUUAGGAGUCAAAAUAAGUAAAUAAGCUAGUGAGCGUACUUAUCAAAAAAAGAAGAAGAAAAGCUAGUGACCGAGGGUUACUAAACGGGCCCUGAAAAAUGGUCAGACGGCAUAUGUGUGUCGCGAAACUAAGGAGUAAAGUACAUUACACGACAGCAGCUAUAGGAGUUAUUUCAUGGGGGUCAAUGAAGAACUCACAGUGUUGUGCUCUUACUUGUAUCUAUCUUUCCUUUCAAUAGUUAAAGGAAAAAAUUUGAGUUUGCCAUGUUACAAUAAGCAAGAACAUUGGUAGGUUCAUAGGAUCGUUUUUAUAGAAGGAAUGCUAGUAAAUUGACUUCUACAGCUGGCCUGAAUGAGUUUUUGUUGCACCAUAGUUACGUGGUCAAUAAUAUUAAACCAAUCAAUACUUAUUGAUCCACUGAACUUCCAAAUUCGUGUUCUGGGCCUCUGGCACUUAGCAAAUUACGUUUGCCAUUGUCAUUGAGACGGGGUUCAACUUCUUUAUAUGUCGGGGUCAAUUAUGCCUUGAAUCACAUGUAACCAUAUUAUUAUUGUUAUUUUUUGGCUCAGUACAUAGAACUAUGGUUUUUAUGUAUAGAAUUGCGUUUUUAUGUCAGUGGUUUCAAUUGAACCCCCACAAGCAUCAAUGUAGACAUUGUAGAGCUUUUCUUAUGAGUUAAAUGACUUGGACUCUCUCCAGGUGGGACAUGCACUGUGUCUAGAAGAUGGUAAUCAUGUUCGUUUUCAUAGGUUGACGGUGUAGAAAAGAAUAUAGGUUGGAAAAUAGUGACCAUUUGCUAAACUUAGUAGUUCUGGUAAAGUUAUUGUUCACUAGAUUGUUUGAUAUAGUAGUACCUGAAAGUUAUGCCCUAAACUCACCGUCCAUAGGCCUUCCUUUUAGAAGCUAUGUUUUGGAAGAACAGUGAGAAAAUUCCACUCGUUUGGUAAAAUUUUCUUUAGAAUGCUAAGCUGGCUGAAAAAAAGAGGUUAUGUUGGAGCUACUUCGAGAGGCUGAAGUUUUCCAGGUGGAAAGCCCCUUUACGGAGAUAUAUUUGGGUAGUCGAAUAAACCUCAAGGACAAAUUUCUUUUGGAAAACAUUCCUAGUAUUACCAAAAAAACCCUCCAAUUUCUGUUGUUGCACCUUUGGUUUCAACUAACUCAAUUGGAAUUGAAACUAUCUUCAACUGUCGUGAUGAGCUGGUUAUCUGUAUCUUUUGAAUCGUUCGUUGAAUCGCUUGACCUAAUGCCCUAAAUUAAGUUGCUUCAGCGUGCCUCAUCUCAGCUUGAUGCUGUAAUGUGUGAGACUUUCAUAUGACAUAUACUGAUAUGCCUCACAGUGUUCUUCACUCGUCAAAUCUAUUUUGGAAAACAUUCCUAGUACUUCCAUAAAACCUCCAAUUCUCUUGUUGCAUCUUCGGGUUCAACUCUCACUCAACUAGAAUUGAAGCUAUCUUUAACUGUUGUGAUGAGCUGGUUAUCUGCAUCUUUUGAAUCGUUCCUUUGACCUAAUGCCCUUAAAUAAAUUGCUUGAGUGUGCCUUAUCUGAGCUUGGUGCUGUAAUGUGUAAGACUUUAUAUGACAUCCUGAUAUGCCUCACACAGUGUCCGUCACACAUCAGCCCCAAAUUCCGGUUGGCCUGCCAUUUUUGUUCACUAAGAUUGCUGGGAGUUCCUGACAUGUUUGGAACAUGUGCGACAAGUGUAAGACAAUGAGCUUAAACAUGAUUUGGUGGAGGAAUAAGAGUGCCAAAAAGAAUAAGUCCUUGCAUUACAAAUUUACAUCCCUGCGAAAUUCACUGACACCUUCUGAAAAUUGUGGCUGGGAAUGUCUGCUGAACCAUGAAAAGGUAUCUAUGAUGGGCGGUGAUUGUGUCAAGUAUGUGCUUUCUUGCAGCACAUGUAUAGUUAAGGUGGAGCAUCCUCAUCACUGAGAUUUCUGGUAUCCAACCAGUUAGCUUUGGAGUUACCCCAAUCUGUUGGGUCUUGUUAUGCAGCUUGUAAUGGUAAUCCAUAAGAUUAAAAAUGUAUCUUAGGUCUAGGUUUUCCCUUUAUGCUCCGUCCAGAUCUUUGUCUGACAGCAGUGUCUGAUUGGUGCUUGCGAGCUCUAAAGAGAUAGAUAAUAGAUGAAUGUGCUUGGUUUAGGAUGUAAUUGGUUUCCUUAUGGUGUUUUCAUUUAUUUGGCUUUGGUAUUCAAUCUCCCCCUACUACAUUAUGCUUUGUUCGCUGGUGAAUGUGUACAAUAUCGCAUGGGGCAUGUUAUGUAUAUAGGUGGCAUGCGAAAUUGCUGGUUUAUAGGAAGAUCAACUUCUGAUACUUAUUGGUGCUUAUUGGACUUGAUCUCUAUUCAUCCGUACCCGAGUGCGUGUUCUAUAUGGGCACUUCACAAGUACAGGACUAUUUGACUCCAUAUAACGUAGCAAUGACUUAAAAACAAAUGCUAUCGAUUUCAAUUUUCCAAUUUAACAUUUUAAACUAUAAGAACUCCUGUGUGGAACAAAAUUCCACAUUAUAUGCUUCAUUGUCAUGGAAUGAUGUGAAAUCUGUGGCUUUUUGUAUUUUCAUGCUCAAUUGGAUCAUUCAAGUGCAAAGGAUAAGUUAUGAAAAGAAAACGUCAUUCUGCAAACGGAAGUUAUGCUGACAAGGAAGAUGGGGGUGGGGCUGCAUGUAAUCAAACAAGUAAGGAAGUCGUCUUAGGGGAUCUAAUAUGGGUUAGUCUUCAUGGAUCAUCAUGGUGGCCUGCACAGGUCUUUGAUGAUAAUGCUGUGAGUCGGAGAAACAAACCGAGAAAAAGAUCAACUGGAGAAGUUCUUGUUCGACUAUACGGAAGCUAUAAAUACAUGUAUGUGGAUCCUAUAAAAUGUCGCUCAGAGUUCGACAACAUUCUCAAGCAAAAAAAUGGCAACUAUAGUGAAAUAUUUGAGAAAGCUCUUGAGCAGGAUCUUGGUCGUCUUAGAUCUGGGAGAGGAAACACAAAGAAGGGAUCCACAUCGCAAGAACCGAUUGAAAGAAGAAUGAAAGUUAUGCAACGACUUGGUCUGACUGCUCUUUCUGGAUCUUUGUUCCGUCAGAAUGGGCACAUUGAUCCAGACUUGUUGCCCUGCAGUUAACAGCCGCCCCUUCUUCUUUUUGUGAUGUUUUAUGGAAGUUUUUGAGCUGCCUUGUUCAGGCUGGCCGUAGAGAUUGAUCGGAAGGCAAAAAGCCUCUUUUAGCAGUAUCAAGAAUGGACGGCACCCCAAGUUUUGGCCUGCAAUACGAAUAUGCAACUAUUAUCCCUCAUUUUGGAAGAGAAGAUAUGGCUCUGAGUGGGCGGGCGGGAGGGGGGUUUACUUCAGGCUGACCUUAUGUAAUAGUAAACCUAAAUGUUUUGUGAAAAUACAAAGGUAGAACUUAUUA
Rhododendron vialii is the source of this 3934-nucleotide messenger RNA. RefSeq names its product PWWP domain-containing protein 4-like. Bases 3139 to 3648 code for a protein of 169 amino acids. The transcript has 6 exons. The record is from RefSeq and is a predicted model, not a curated record. NCBI's taxonomy places the organism in Eukaryota, Viridiplantae, Streptophyta, Magnoliopsida, Ericales, Ericaceae.